Cajanus cajan (pigeon pea) is the source of this 2005-nucleotide messenger RNA. RefSeq names its product nuclear transport factor 2. Gene Ontology annotation, molecular function: mRNA binding. NCBI's taxonomy places the organism in Eukaryota, Viridiplantae, Streptophyta, Magnoliopsida, Fabales, Fabaceae. The record is from RefSeq and is a predicted model, not a curated record. Gene Ontology annotation, cellular component: cytosol; ribonucleoprotein complex.
GUAAGAUAGUGGGGGAGGCUUAGGAAAAGGGAGAAAGGUGCAGCAUGCUGCUUCCUCCAUCCAACAAUAUGAUAUCAACAACACAGUCCCAGACAAAACAAAACUGAACCUCAGCACACCACACCACAAACAACAUUAACUAACCCAAAUCUCUCUCUCAAACCUCACCCUCUGCCUGUGGUGCAGAUCUCAAAGGGGAUCUCAGCUCAGGUUUUGAUUAGGGUUUUCUACGAUGGCCACGCCCUAUCCCCUUCUCCUCUCCCCUGCUCAGGUUGGGACUUACUUUGUGGGGCAGUACUACCAUGUUCUCGAGACCGACCCCGAGUUGGUGCAUCAGUUCUACUCUGACGCCAGCACCAUGCUACGCAUCGAUGGCAACGUCAGGGACACUGCCACUGCAAUGCUGGAAAUCCAUAAACUUGUUAUGUCACUCAGUUUUACGGGAAUUGAAAUCAAGACGGCACAAUCUCUGGGAUCUUGGGGUGGUGGAGUUCUUGUCAUGGUUUCUGGAUCUUUGCAACUUAAGGACUACGGUUUGAGGAGGAAGUUUAUGCAAACAUUUUUCCUUGCACCUCAAGACAAGGGAUACUUUGUGCUCAAUGAUAUUUUUCACUUUGUUGAAGAGGAGCUAGUUCAUCAUCACCAACCUGUCUUUUUAACUCAGAGCAAUCUUGAUUCAAAAUUGAAUGCUCCUACCACAAUUAAUAUACCAGUGUCCAACUACCUGUUGGGUGGAGAUAUGCAGGCAAGGGACAUUGUUGCUACGAAUGAGGUCAAAGAAAAUGGUGCAGUCGACAAUUAUGGAUUUCCACAACAACAAAUGCAACGAGUCCAUGAUUCUGAACAUAUUCAUGAGGAUGUUGUUUCUCAGGAGUCGCAUGGUUCACUUCAACCUAUAAUGAAUGCUGUGCAAGAUCAUGUACCUUCGGCUGAAGAACCUCCUGAGGAGCCCCAGAAGCAUACUUAUGCUUCUAUUUUACGGGUUGCUAAAGGACAAGUUACACCAUCCGUAUCUUCUCAGCCAUCUCAGAAGAAUGUGUCCUCUUUGGAGUGGGAUUGUGCUCCAUUGAUCAAUAGUCAGCAAACAACAUCGACUAAUGCAUUUGAAAGGUCUGAAGCUGAUGUAGUGGAGGAGGUUCCAACAACAGAAGAUGAAGGUUACUAUGAAAUCAAAUCUGUUUAUGUGAGAAACUUGUCUCCUGCUGUGUCUGCUUCUGAAAUUGAGGAGGAAUUCAAAAAUUUUGGCAGGAUCCGGCCUGAUGGUGUAGUCAUAAGAAGUCGCAAGGAUGUUGGAGUUUGCUAUGCAUUUGUUGAAUUUGAAGAUAUGAUGGGGGUUCACAAUGCAAUCAAGGCAGGAUCUGUUGAGGUAGCAGGAAGACCAGUAUACAUUGAAGAGCGGAGACCAAACAGUAACAUCCCUUCCCGAGGAGGAAGGAGGGGUAGAGGUAGGAUUAGCUAUCAAUCAGAGACACAAAGAGGGCGUUUUGGUUCAAGGAGCUUUGGCAGAGGAAGUGGCCAAGAUGGAGGUGAACGCGAGUUUAACAAACCCAAAGGAAACGGUUUCUAUAGACCAAGUACUCGUCAAGACAGGGGAUAUUCAGGGCAUCAAGUGCCAAGAUAUGGUCACAAUCAUGCUGAAUCAGCAUAAAAUUUUACCUAGAGAAUCAAAUUUUGAGGUCCAAUGUUUCAGCUUUACAUAAUCAGGUUCAGUAGAUGUUAAGAUCCAAAUAUUGAUAUUUUUUUAUGCCUUAAAUUAUGAUGUUCGGGGAAUAUGAUUGUUAUUUAUUGUUUUUUUAUUUAAGGGGCUUGUUUUUCAUUAGUUUGUUCAGCAAUUUUAUGUUUAGUUGGCAGUCGUUUUUCUCACCAUUGAAAAAUCUAGUUAUCUUCACCAUCACUUUAGAGUUUGAUUACAUGAUAUUGUAAAAAGUCAUAUAUUGAUUUCAGGCCUUUGUCAUUGUCUUCUCCACUGUAUUAUUUAAAUAGAUUCGGAGUGGUUUUAAUUGUU